This is a messenger RNA of Aureobasidium pullulans EXF-150, 4707 nucleotides long. RefSeq lists its product as uncharacterized. The record is from RefSeq and is a predicted model, not a curated record. The transcript has 3 exons. Gene Ontology annotation, biological process: regulation of cell shape. The coding region runs from base 1 to 4707 and encodes 1568 amino acids. Gene Ontology annotation, molecular function: protein binding. NCBI's taxonomy places the organism in Eukaryota, Fungi, Ascomycota, Dothideomycetes, Dothideales, Saccotheciaceae.
AUGUCGUUCCUGUUCAAGUCGUCCAAGAAGCAACAGGGCUCCGCUCUGCCUGCUGCGACACGCAAUAUCAAGUCCUCGGACGGCACAAGCCCUCAAUCAAAUAUUCCGUCGGCUCCUGGACACGCGCGAGACGGCUCUGGUGGCAGCCCGAGGGAGAAGUCUCAGCAGACGCCUACACCCGGAACCAGUGUCAAUUCGCUCAAUUCCCUGGGCGAGAAGCUGCAAGACAGUCCUCAAUGGUCGUCUGAAAAGCCCUCGAAUACUCCUAGUCCCGAGCAAAAGGCCUUGCGCGAGCGCGGCGACAGCGACUUGCAGCACUCGCGUAUGCGCCCUCAUCAAGACUCCUCUCCAUACCCCUGGUCUCAGCGACACCUUAAUUUCACCGUCCCCACGAAUCAUCCGUUUCCUCGCUACGGCGCUGCCGCCAACUCGCUUUCCUCCAAGGAUGGAUCCAUCUACAUCAUGGGAGGUCUGAUCCACGGCUCGACUGUGAAAGGCGAUCUUUGGAUGAUCGAGUCCGCCCCCAACAACCUUAGCUGUUAUCCCGUUGCGACCACUUCCGAGGGCCCUGGUCCAAGAGUUGGUCAUGCCGCUUUGCUUGUUGGAAACGCCUUUAUCGUCUUCGGAGGAGAUACAAAAACAGACGAAACAGACAUGCUGGAUGAUACUCUUUAUCUGCUCAAUACCUCUACUAAACAGUGGUCGAGAGCUGCUCCGGCAGGGCCUCGUCCUCCAGGUCGUUACGGCCACUCCUUGAACAUCAUUGGGUCCAAGAUUUACAUCUUUGGAGGUCAAGUCGAGGGCUUCUUCUUCAACGAUCUUGUCACGUUCGAUCUGAAUGCCUUGCAACAAGCCAGCAAUCGGUGGGAGACGCUGAUUCAGAAUACCAUCGAUGGAGGUCCUCCCCACGGCCAGAUUCCGCCAGCACGCACGAACCACUCUGUUGUAACGUGGAAUGAGAAGCUGUACCUUUUUGGAGGCACAGAUGGAGUGACCUGGUUCAGCGAUGUCUGGGCCUACGACCCACGAACCAAUUCCUGGUCGCAGCUUGAAUGUAUUGGCUACAUCCCCGUAGCUCGCGAGGGACAUGCAGCUGCAUUGGUUGGCGAUGUCAUGUAUGUGUUUGGAGGCCGCACCGAAGAGGGCAACGAUCUCGGCGACCUCGCGGCUUUCCGCAUUACAACACGGCGUUGGUACACUUUCCAGAACAUGGGCCCAUCACCAUCACCUCGUUCUGGUCAUAGUAUGACUGCUUUCGGAAAGCACAUUGUUGUUACUGGUGGUGAGCCAAGCUCGGCCCCUCGCGAUGCUGCCGAACUCAGUCUUGCCUACUAUCUGGACACGAGCAAAAUAAGAUACCCCAACGAUUCACAAUCUCAGAUGCCCGCCGACCAACGCAUUCAAGGCCAUAGGCGUCCAAGCGGCGACAGGACAGGUAUUCCACAAAGCCGGGGUGCUUCUAGGGAGCAGGUUGAUUUCGACGGUUCCCGACGUCCUGGUAGAGACAGCGCCAUUCCAGUCAAUCGUGGCCCCGAGCCCAUGGCCAUAGGCUCCAGAUUGCCUCGUGCUGCAGGACCGCCGGGGCCGCCGGGGUCACAGGGGCCAACACUUCAGCAACCUUCCAAGCCUACAACACCUCCAAGUCGCCAACCCACCAGGCCAGACCGUGCACUGAGCCCCAACCAAGCUGGUUCACCACCCACCGUUGUCACUCGCAUGGCUCCUGGGCCUUUCCCCAACGACGCUUUUGGCGCCAAAACAAUGUCACCAACAACAGCUACGCCCACGAUGGCUGUCCCCACAACAAACGGUAACAACAACAAUAACAUCUCGAGGGCUUUGGACGAGGAGCAGGACAGAACACCCCAAACAUACAAACCAACUCACCAACCCAUCUCCUCAAUCGACAACUCUGUCAAUCAAUCAUUCUCCCCUCCCUCCAGAACGAGCUCCAGGACGGCCGGGCCACAAACAGCUCCUGAACACGUUGAACAAGCAUCUGGUCAACCUGGGCAUCGUGCCCAUCCAUCACUCCAAGACUCAGAUUCACGAGAGGAAACCGAAAGAGCGAUGCCAAUGGAAGCAUCGCGCCAACCUAUUCAACAAGAGCCUCCGCUUGAGAAGGUACGCCAGGAGACCUCAAAAGAAGCACUUCUGAAUGGCGUAAUGGACCAGGCGCCUGCUUCGAACCACGCGGCGAGCGACUUGACCAAGAAGUUGGAAUCCGAGAAGACUAAAAACGCUUGGUUCGCAUCUGAGCUUGCACUGGCACGAAAGGCAGGUUAUUCAAGAAGCACUACUAACACACCGGCCUUCGAUGAGCGGUCAACCGACGCGUUUGGGGAUGAUGACAGACCGCUGGUAGAAGCCUUGCUCCGCAUGCGAGCAGAGCUAGCCAAGGUACAAGGAUCUAUCGAAGCUCAAGCAGAAUCUGCAGCCGCGCGCAUCGCCGAAAUCGAAAAACAAAGAGAUACUGCCAUUAGCGAAGCUGUAUUUGCCAAAGCAAAGCUUGCAGGUCAAGGCGGCGCUUCUCCCAUGCUGGGCUCGAGCAGACAUGGUACUCCUGAUGCGGACCGUGCUGGUGAUAUGAACAGACGUCUUGCGUCUUCACUGGCCGCUCAGACUGAACUGUCUCGCAAGAUUGACAGCUUGAUUCAUGAGAAGGAAGCCGAGAAGCAGGCUCGUCUUUUAGCAGAAGAGACAGCAGAGGCUGCUCAACAGCGUGUCACUGAACUCGAUACAGACAGGCAACGCAUUGCUUCCGAAAUUGAGUCGCUGCGUGACGAGUUGCACGAAGCUCAAAAGACUGCCAGAGAAGCAUCCGCCAAUCAUGCUGACGCUUUGGCCUCGCACAACCUUCUUUCUGUUGACAAGUCCGAGCUCACCACUAGACUGGAGAACGCUCUCGCAGAAACAGCAGAGCAUGGAGCAGUCCUUGGAUCUCUGCGAGAAGCACUUACAGCUUCUACCGACAAGUCCAAUCUUCUGGAAGAACGCCUCGAAGAAGAAAAAAGAGAGCGAAACGAGCUUGAACAGCAAGUCUCACAGCUCCGUUCACACCACGAAGAGCGUUCCUUGGAGCUCGAGACAACCAGUCGGCGCCUCAAAGAUGCUGAGGGUCUUGCAGAGAAACAUGCAGCUGAAGCACGUACGCAUCGUCAAGCUGUGCUCGACGGUCUCGGUAAACUUUCUACUCGCGGCUCAGACACUCGUGGUGUCACAGAUGAGCGUGUCUCUAUUCUCCAAGGGCAGGUCGAAACCGCCAACGCAAUGGCCAGACAGAACCAAGCGGCUGCCGAUCUCGCUUCAGAGAAACUACGACGUGCUGAGGAGCGCAUUGCUGGGCUCGAAUCUUACCAGGAGCAGGCCAGCCGCGAGGGCUUGACGAUCCGCAAGCAACUUCAGGCGGCACUUAAGGAAUCCAGAGCGCUGGCAGAAGAACGCGCCGAACUCCAGCAACAACUGCAGAGUCAACAGCUGGAGACAAAUGCCAUUGCUGUGCAACAUGGUGCGCUCAAGGAUAUACUAUCUGAGCGAGGUGUCAACCCUGUCGAUGUGCGCAAGUCUCGUGGCUUUGACUCUCCGUCGUCCCAAAUACGAUUCGGUACUCCGGAUAUACAGCGUGUCAAGGAGCUAGAGCAGCAGCUGGAAGUCAACCUCAGAGCGCAAGAAGAGAUGAAAACAAGCCUUGAGGAGAUGCAGGACCGUGAAGGACUUACAAGAAAGGAGUACGAGGAAAAACUUGCGACAUUGCACAACGACCAUCAAGCUGCCGUGAAGUAUCUCCGCGGCACUGAGAAAAUGCUGAGUAAGAUGAAGCAAGAGUUGCAGCGAGUAAAGAACCAGGCUGCCGAUUACGCCAAGGAGCUCGAUACCGCGCGUAGCAAAGAUCACGAAACCCGUGGUCUGGAUUCCGAGCACAAUGCCAACUGGAACGAAGAAAGAGACACCCUCCGCAAGGAUCUUGAGACCAUGAAGGCCGACCUCGAGGCUAAAGUCUCGAGCUUGAACCGUCAAGUGAGCGAGAGAGAUACCGACAUCACCACUCUGCGCAACUCCCACGAAGCGACACUUUCCAGCUUUGCAACGCUCCGUACUACCCACGAGGCCUCAAGAGCGGACCUCGAUCGUCUGCAAAGAGAGAAUGCACAACUGGAGGAGCGUGCUCGUGAUGCAGAAAACAAGGUCCAGCUACUGCUUGACCAGGUUGAGUCGUCUGUUGACAACUAUCGCCGUCAAUCUGCGAUGCCUAAUAACAUCACCAAUGGAUUUGGUCACCAUAGAGCGCUGAGCAAUGUCAGUGCUAGCACCGCCAACUUCAUACCCACACACUCGCGAGGUCACUCCCGCGGCGAGUCCAUGGGCGGCGACAGCAUUUACUCUCAGAGCAUUGCAGCUUCAGAGACCGGCGACAUGGAAGCCCCUGACGGACGUGAUAGUCUCGCGCUCGACAAUCUGGCCACGGAGCUGGAUGCUUUGCGCACCCAGUGGGAGACGACCAACAAAUCCUACCGCAUCAGCGAUCUCGAGUUCGAGAAGACCCCAACUACUGGUACUGCGCCUGCCGAGUUUGGCCUGGACAACUGGAGACGUGGAUUGAAUGUCAAUGACGACGAUGAUGAGAGGCCAAGCACCUCAAGCUCAGCUGCUCAGCCCAUGAACUCGUCGAGCUCAGCAGCGCACGCAUCCGCCAAAGAACGGGCGUAG